AUGACUUGGAUGGAUGCAUGUCCUACUAGACUCCACCACAACAGAAAGAAGCGUGGACACGUCUCUGCCGGUCACGGUCGUGUUGGCAAGCACAGAAAGCAUCCUGGUGGUCGUGGUCUUGCUGGUGGUCAGCACCACCAUCGUAUCAACAUGGAUAAGUACCAUCCUGGUUACUUCGGUAAGGUCGGUAUGCGUCACUUCCACUUGAAGCAGAACCAGUACUGGCGUCCUAUUGUCAACCUCGAUUCUCUCUGGUCUUUGGCCGGUGAGGGUGUCCGCGAGAAGUACAAGAACACCGAGAAGGUUCCCGUCAUCGAUGCUCUCCAGCACGGUUACGGCAAGGUCCUUGCCAAGGGUGACAUCUCCCAGGCUGCCAUUGUCCGCACCCGCUUCGUAUCCCGUCGCGCUGAGGAGAAGAUCAAGGCUGCUGGUGGUGUUGUCGAGCUCAUUGCUUAAAUAUAUAUACACACCUAUGUAUAUGUAUAUAUCAAACCAUUUGAUCUCAAUAAAAUAAAAACUUUAUAGAACUGCCUUGUUCUUAAAUGUAUAAUCCUUU
Molecule: messenger RNA, 556 nt
Organism: Phycomyces blakesleeanus NRRL 1555(-)
Lineage: Eukaryota; Fungi; Mucoromycota; Mucoromycetes; Mucorales; Phycomycetaceae
Exons: 3
Coding region: 1-456 (151 amino acids)
Biological process (GO): translation
Cellular component (GO): cytosolic large ribosomal subunit
Molecular function (GO): structural constituent of ribosome
Source: RefSeq, a predicted model, not a curated record